AUGUCACAACGAUCAAACACCUGUCCAAAGCCUCAGAAAGGAGUUCUUGCGGGUUUGGUUGGUGCAAAAGUAGCUCGUGGAGGGACAAACCUGAUGGAUCCAAUUCUCUUGUGGCUUGCUGAAGGUUUGACCUUAACCAAAGACGAACGGCCGGUGGAUCCCCUCAAAUGGUGGAUGCAACAACGGCAUGUUGGGAAUACUCACGGGGGUCUGCUACAGAUGGCCCUUGAUGUGUUAAGCUGUCCGGCGAUCUUUCAGCUUUGGAAGGGAAUAUGUUUCCCUCAGGAGGCACCGACUCAGCCACUCAUCAGUCACUAG
This is a messenger RNA of Puccinia graminis f. sp. tritici CRL 75-36-700-3, 318 nucleotides long. RefSeq lists its product as uncharacterized. NCBI's taxonomy places the organism in Eukaryota, Fungi, Basidiomycota, Pucciniomycetes, Pucciniales, Pucciniaceae. The transcript has 3 exons. The record is from RefSeq and is a predicted model, not a curated record. The coding region runs from base 1 to 318 and encodes 105 amino acids.